CCACCUGUCGCGGCGUAGUGAGUCGCGCAAAAUGGACGUUGACACGGCAAGUGACAAUACGUCGAUCGAUGAUAAAAUUGACGAUUUCUGUGAAAAUCCAACGAGAGAUGCUUUGACCGAGGGUCUUAUGAGCCUUCUCAAGCCUACGGUUGAUCAGUUAGACGAAAGGAUUCGCGCCACAAGAAUAUGUCAAAUAGAGCUGAAGCAGCGAAUUGAGUCGCUGACAGAAGAACUGCAAAGGAUCAACGAAGCUUUGCAGUGCCCAUUGGAGACAGAUUCGUAUGUGAAGAAGCUAGUCAAUGCCAAACAUAAGAUCACCAUUGUAAGUAACAUCUUGCAAAGUACACAAGAGAGAUUGAACAAGAUUCAUCAAGCAGUGGAGAAGAACACAGUGAAGAGGAAAGCCUUGCUAGACCAUAGUUCCCUGUCUAGUAAUGCUCCUAAUGUCACAGAAAAGGUAGAGCAAGAAGGAGAGAGAGAACAAGAAGGAUCCGAGUGGUAACUAUGAAAUGAUUGUGAUAUA
Molecule: messenger RNA, 523 nt
Organism: Ceratina calcarata
Lineage: Eukaryota; Metazoa; Arthropoda; Insecta; Hymenoptera; Apidae
Gene: Snapin
Product: SNAP associated protein
Exons: 2
Coding region: 32-502 (156 amino acids)
Biological process (GO): intracellular protein transport; lysosome organization; endosome to lysosome transport
Cellular component (GO): synaptic vesicle; BLOC-1 complex; BORC complex
Molecular function (GO): SNARE binding
Source: RefSeq, a predicted model, not a curated record